UAGCCUCGUGUACUUGAUGCGGAUAAAUCCAAUUUAAAGUAAACAUAACGCCGUAAUGUUCACGGGAGGAGAUUCAGUGUCUGUUUGAUCAAAUAUUUGUUUUAAACCCAAACUUUGCUAAAACCUGAACCGUUGUUUUAAUUCCUCGGGUUAGCCGUUAGCUUAGCUUCCUCACCGGGAAGAAGAAGCUGUAGUUAUUUGACGCGGUGGAGUCCAACAUGGAGGACAUGUACGUUAAACCAGGUAACCAGGAGCGGGGCUGGAACGACCCCCCUCAGUUCUCCUACGGCCUUCAGAUGGCCCGCGGACCACGUGGACCACAGAACCUCCUGAACAAAAGAGCAGCUCCACCCGCUUCAGGUGCAGGAGCCCCACCCCAUAUGCCUCCCUUGUCCAACCCUUUGGCCCCGCCCCCAAGUGGUAUAGCCCCGCCCCCUCUAAACCCAGCUCGUCCACCACCUGGCUGCACGCCCCCUCCUCCCUCAGGACCAAUGAGGAGUCAGAAAGAGGCAGACAGCAGCCAAUCAGAGAGUGAGCCUGAUGUGGAGGUGGUGGUGUUAGUGUUGAACCGAGCGCUGGCUGCCUGCAGACAGACGGUUAAAGAUCAGGUGUGUAAUGACAUGGCAAAGAGACUCCGCCUCCUGGAGGACAGCUGGAGGUCAGGUAGACUGAGCCUACCUGUGAGGAGACGCAUGGACACCCUGGCUCAAGAGUUGCAGUCGGGUCACUGGGACGUGGCCGAUGAGAUCCAUCGCUCUCUGAUGGUUGAUCAUGUGACUGAGGUCAGCCAAUGGAUGGUCGGUGUCAAACGACUCAUCGCUGAGACCCGAAAGCUGAGUCCAGAACUCCUUGAACCUCUUCAGAAACCUGCAGAACCGGUCCAGGACUCGGAAGAGCCAGUCCAGGACUCAGAAGAACCAGCCCAGGACUCGGGAGAACCAGCUCAGGACCCAGUCUCCCAGUCCUGACUCUUUUAGUCCUGCAGGACUCUCCAGCAGGUUUCUUUCUUCUCUUGACAAACUUUGACUUUUAAAUCAGGACCAGGUGGCGUUAAUCAUAAUAUUCACACUUCAGGAGAGGGUCAAAGGUCAGAACUCCAGGAGCAGGUAAGGGGUCAGUGGUUUGCACAAGGACACUCCAGCAGGGACAGACUUACUGUUCACAUUGAAACCCUUCAGUUCUGGGGUAGACUCUAUCUGGACUUGGACUCCAUUCUUUGAACUCUGAACUUUAGAUCGUGGACAUUUAAGUCUGGACUCUGGACUUAAGACUUUUUCUGGUGUCUGGACUCUGGUCUUCUGACACUUUGGACUCUGGACUCAGGAUCCUAGACCCUGGACUCUAGACCCCGAACUCUGGACUCUUUGGGCUUUUCCAACUCUAGACCUUGAAUUCUGGACUCUGGACACCCUGGACUUUAGAUUCUGAAUUCUAAACUCUGAACUCUGGACUCUGGAUUUUAGACUCUAACCUUGAUCUGGAUGGUUGACACUCAGACCUCUGGAAUGUACACUCUGUUCUUUGGACUUUCAUCAAUUCUGGACUCUAGACUAGACACUCUGUGCCCUGGUCCCUGGACUCUGACUGACCCUGUCAACCAUCCAAAUACCCAUUCAGCUACCAUAAACACCUGUGUAACGGCUCACAACCCUGUACCUCUGGUCUCUCUCUGGACUCUGGGCCUUGACCGAUCCUCCGGUCUCAGCAGAGGUCUCUGAUGAAGAGUCCUGAACCAGUUUUGAGUUCGUCAGGAACAAACAGUCUUUACUGUCCGGUCACGAUGUUGAUGUGGGAAUAAAUCUUACUCUCUUUGA
This is a messenger RNA of Lates calcarifer (barramundi perch), 1814 nucleotides long. It is a transcript of the gene sra1, whose product is annotated as steroid receptor RNA activator 1. The record is from RefSeq and is a predicted model, not a curated record. Bases 219 to 968 code for a protein of 249 amino acids. Gene Ontology annotation, cellular component: nucleus. The transcript has 6 exons. Gene Ontology annotation, biological process: regulation of transcription by RNA polymerase II. Lineage: Eukaryota; Metazoa; Chordata; Actinopteri; Centropomidae.